AUGUCGUUGACCGACUCGGCUGCCGCAGAUGUGGCUGGGAGCGCGUCCCUCGCCUCUCGUCGCUUGGCUACACUGUCAAAUCCCGCCCGGAAUGAAGCUCUCACGGCACUCCACCACGCCCUCGACCAGAACCGGGAUACUAUCCUCGCCGCCAAUGCCAGGGAUGUCGAGGCUGCGACGCGCGCAGCCGAAAGUGGCAAUCUAAACCACAGUGUGCUCAAACGACUUGACCUUUCACGGCCGGGCAAGUACGAUGACAUGUUGGAGGGAAUCUUGAGCGUGCGGGACUUGGCCGACCCAGUGGGCAAGGUAACCCUGCGGACCCUUCUGGACGAUGGCCUUACCUUGGAAAGAGUCAGCUGUCCCAUUGGUGUCCUGUUAAUCAUCUUCGAGGCUCGCCCGGAGGUCAUCGCGAACAUAGCUGCGCUAGCCAUCAAGUCGGGUAAUGCCGCUAUCCUCAAAGGUGGCAAGGAAUCCAUGGAAUCAUUCGUGGCCAUUGCGAACGUCGUCUCCGAAGCCCUCGCAGGCUCUCAGGUGCCAGAAGGAUCUAUCCAGCUGGUGAAGACCCGCGACGUCGUGUCAUCCCUAUUGGCCCAGGACUCGCUGAUUGACCUUGUUAUCCCGCGUGGCUCAAAUGAUCUGGUUCGCUUCGUCAAGGACAACACCAAGAUCCCGGUGCUGGGGCAUGCCGACGGUCUCUGUUCUGCCUACGUCCAUUCGGAUGCAAGUGUUGAUACCGCUGUCAAAGUGAUCGUGGACUCGAAGACCGACUACCCGGCAGCUUGCAAUUCGCUGGAGUCUCUACUGGUCCACCAGGAUGUUCUCGAAUCGGUCUUUCCCGCUAUUGCCAAGGCGCUGCUGGAUAAAGGAGUCUCACUUCGGUGUGAUGAAGCCUCACGAAGUGCCUUGACGAAAACGCUACCCAAAGACCAGGCAGGACACGUACAGGCGGCCGUCGACUCUGACUACGACACCGAGUUCCUAGACCUUAUCUUGGCCGUGAAAACGGUUCCCUCAACCAAUCCGUCGAGCUCUGCUGUGGAGGCGGCCGUUGCACAUAUCAACGCGCAUUCGUCCAAGCACACCGAUAUCAUCCUGACCGAGUCCAAAGAAGCCGCUGACUUGUUCAUGAGCGGCAUUGACAGCGCCGGAGUCUUCUGGAAUGCAUCGACGAGGUUCGCGGAUGGGAUGCGUUUUGGGUUCGGCACCGAGGUCGGCAUCAGUACCAAUAAGAUUCAUUCUCGCGGGCCGGUCGGGCUGGAGGGUCUGACCAUUUACAAGUAUUUGAUCCGAGGCAACGGGCAUCGGGCGGGAGACUACCACGAUGGGGACGGCGGGCGCAAAUAUAUCCAUACGAGGCUGCCCAUCAGCCAGUGA
Molecule: messenger RNA, 1377 nt
Organism: Penicillium riverlandense
Lineage: Eukaryota; Fungi; Ascomycota; Eurotiomycetes; Eurotiales; Aspergillaceae
Product: glutamate-5-semialdehyde dehydrogenase
Exons: 3
Coding region: 1-1377 (458 amino acids)
Molecular function (GO): NADP binding; glutamate-5-semialdehyde dehydrogenase (NADP+) activity
Source: RefSeq, a predicted model, not a curated record